Molecule: messenger RNA, 2138 nt
Organism: Ipomoea triloba (trilobed morning glory)
Lineage: Eukaryota; Viridiplantae; Streptophyta; Magnoliopsida; Solanales; Convolvulaceae
Product: BAG-associated GRAM protein 1-like
Exons: 18
Coding region: 192-1967 (591 amino acids)
Source: RefSeq, a predicted model, not a curated record
UCAGAUUUCCUACUUUCCCAAUUCCCAGUCUCCUUUUCUCUCACAUUAAAGUAACUGUUUGUAUGCGGAUCAUAUCAUCUUCGUGGAAUUAAAAAUUAAGAAUGUGGAGACUGUUACCUUUCCAUUUCUGUAACUGAUUCGACGAUUCCGUACGUAGUGUGCGGUGGUUACAUUGGAUUGGAUUGAAGAAGAUGAUUCCGGAGACAGCGUUGCUGGAAUGCCUGUUUCCGUCGUGGUGGGAGGUGCAGGUCACCGCCGCCGCCGCGGCCUUCGUCAUCUUCGCCUACUGGUUCUUCUUCUUUGAUGGAGACGCCAAUGUCUGUGAUCGCGUCGCUUCCGCCGACUGUUCCGGUGUCGCUGCCGGAGUUCUUGAUGAAGAUGACAAGAUCGGCCAGUUAAAAGGUGAUUAUCAAACAAAUUCUCCAUACAUAAUCAAGGUGGAACUGCUAGCUGCUAAGAAUCUCAUUGCUGCUAAUCUGAAUGGCACAUCAGAUCCAUAUGCAAUUGUCACCUGUGGGACACAAAAGCGGUUCAGUUCAAUGGUUCCUGGUUCAAGAAAUCCAAUGUGGGGAGAGGAGUUCAACUUUUCUGUUGAUGAACUUCCUGUUGAGAUUAAUGUUACAAUAUAUGAUUGGGAUAUUAUUUGGAAGAGUGCAGUUCUUGGUUCAGUGACUGUUCCAGUUGAAAAUGAAGGUCAGACUGGAGCUUUAUGGUAUUCGUUGGAUAGCCCAUCAGGACAGGUUUGUCUUCAUAUUAAAACUUUUAGGUUGAAUACGAAUUCUCCCAGGCGUUUGAAUGGCAUUGCCGGUGCUAGUACUCGAAGGAGGGUUACUUUGGAAAAACAAGGACCUACAGUAGUGCACCAGAAGGCUGGACCGCUGCAAACAAUAUUUGAACUCCCUGCUGAUGAAGUUGCUGACCAUAGUUUUUCAUGUGCACUCGAGAGGUCAUUUUUGUAUCAUGGGCGGAUGUAUGUCUCAACAUGGCAUAUCUGCUUCCAUUCUAAUGUGUUCUCAAAGCACAUGAAGGUAAUCGUUCCUUUUGGAGAUAUUGAUGAGAUUAGGAGGAGCCAACAUGCAUUCAUCAACCCUUCCAUCACAAUAAUUCUUCGUGUGGGUGCAGGGGGCCAUGGUGUGCCACCUUUAGGGAAUCCUGAUGGCAGAGUCAGGUAUAAAUUUGCUUCCUUUUGGAACAGAAACCAUGCAUUCAGAGGUUUGCUACGUGCAGCAAAGAACUAUCAUGCAAUGUUAGAAGCUGAGAAGAAGGAGAGGGAACAGUCAAUGCUACGUGCAAAUAGCAGCUCUUUUAAAGCUAGUAAUAUUAGUCCACAGGAAAGUGUGCCCAAGGUGGAGAAGUUCCUUCCAUUCAUCAAAGAGGAAGUUCUUUCUGGCAUAUAUAAUGAUGUUUUCCCAUGCACUGCUGAGCAAUUCUCUGAAUUACUGCUAGGCAGUGGUUCAAAUUUCAUGCGCGAGUACCGUGCAUUACGAAAGGACACCAACCUCGCAAUGGGUCAGUGGCACUCUGCAGAAGAGUAUGAUGGUCAAGUCAGGGAAAAUACAUUCAGAUCUCUUUGCAAUAGCCCAAUGUGCCCACCAGAUACAGCAAUGACGGAAUAUCAACAUGCUGUUCUGUCACCAGAUAAAAAAUUACUGGUGUUUGAGACUGUACAACAGGCACAUGAUGUACCAUUUGGAUCGUGUUUCGAGGUUCAUUGUAGAUGGUCUUUGGAAACUAAUUCUGAAUCCUCCUGCUCUAUGGAUAUAAAAGUUGGUGCACAUUUUAAGAAAUGGUGUAUAAUGCAGUCUAAAAUCAAAGCGGGUGCUGUAAAUGAGUAUAAGAAAGAGAUGGAGCUAAUGCUAGACGUGGCUCGUUCAUACCUUAAGUCUAAGCUUCCUGCUAGUGAGAGUAGAAAGUUUGCUUCCUCGCCAUCACUUACCAGUGACAUCAGACAGGUAUCCAGUACUUAGAGAUUCAGCCAAAAGGUUAUUAUAUUUUUUGUUUCAUUAAGUUUGUAGCUUUAUAAGUUUGUGAUAAUUUAGCAAUAUAAGUUUGUAGCUGUAGGUCACCAACUCACGAUGAUGUAUUCUGGGCUGAUUAAUGUUAUAAAACUAAUACAAUUUCAAUUUUCAGUGAUUUUA